Acanthoscelides obtectus is the source of this 3044-nucleotide messenger RNA. The record is from the annotation of a GenBank genome assembly. NCBI's taxonomy places the organism in Eukaryota, Metazoa, Arthropoda, Insecta, Coleoptera, Chrysomelidae.
CAUAACCUCACUUUUUGAUAGACGUCAAAGGUGGUGCGUAGAAUCAAAACAUUGCUGAAAUCUCCCAACUUAGAUAGAAAAUAUAGCUGUUGUUCAGUGUUUCAGUGUUAAAUAAAAUGGGCUUUGAUAAUACGACAGAUAAACUGAUUACGCUGAAGAAUCGGAAAAAUUCAAUACAAAUCAUCGUGAACAAAGAUAUUGACAAUGAUAAAAGUAACAACUGUGAAAAAGCUCUGAACUACUUAUUAUCCUCUAGUAUUAAGUUAGAGGCAAGCUUAGAUAUAAACAAUAUAACUAUACUGGAGCUUUCCCAUUGCUGUCUAACCGAAGUGCCACAAUAUUUGAAACAACUUAAACUGAAACAUUUAGGUCUAGCUCACAACAAGCUUCAACAGGUACCUCUAUGCCUGUAUAGUGGCCUGAAGUACUUAGAAUCCUUGGAUUUGAGCCACAAUUCGAUCUCAGAGUUUGGUAUGGAACCAGAUUGCGUCUUUUCUUUGAAGUUAUUGAAGUUGAACCAUAACUCAUUUAAGGACUUACCAAAGUGGCUCCUCAACUUCAAGAGUACCAACUUAGAAGAUUUCAAUUAUAGCUGUAAUAAAGCUAGUCAUUAUAAUUUCAAGAAGAAUAGUUUUAACCUCAAUGUUACCAAAGUAAAGAGGGUGAAGUUAAGAAAUACUGACAUGAUUGACAGCGAUUUUGCCUUCUUGAGAUGCUUCAAGCAACUUGAACACUUAGAUAUAAGCAACAAAUAUUAUAAAUAUUCGAAUAGGUUCAAAGAUAUCGAUGAUUUAUUCGUCAAGCAAGUUUGGAAACAACUAACCGUGCUAAAAUUGAAUGACUUGUCGAUCUCGUUUUUUCCUGAGGGUAUAUUGUGGUUGGAAAGUUUAAAAGAAUUGAGCAUUCAAAAAAAUGUAAUUUCUUGGUUUCCCGAUGGAAUACAGUACAUGGUGAACUUAGAGGUUUUGGAUAUUUCAAAUAAUACCCUAGUUGCUAUUCCCAAAGAAAUACUUGAGCUGCAAAGCUUGAAAGUACUUAAAGCUGCACGAAAUUCUAUCGAUCAAGUUCCAGACUUGUUCAGUAUGAAAAAUCUUUCAACGCUAGACCUCUACGAUAAUUUAUUAGAUACAUUGAAGUAUAAUCUCCAAACAGUCGAAUAUGUUGAUCUAGAAUUCAACUACCUAGAUACGGUAGAAUUUGGAGACUCUUACUCUGAAAAGAAGAUCAGCUAUAGAGAAAAAUAUGGCUACAGUAGGAUGGAUGGUGUCCAAAUGCGAUGCGAACAUUGGUCAAGAUCGAGUUUUACCUCAGAAGAGUCUGGGAGUGAACUGAGAAUUGUAGCCAGUGAAGAUAUAGAUCUUGAAGAUUGGGAUGCCCCUUCGGAAGUGAGACAAACCAGCCCUGAUAUUGAUAGCGCUGAUGAAGAUUGGCAAGGAGAUGAAAUAUGUCGUGUGAAAACGAUUGUGCAGACUGAGAGAGUUUAUGUGCCGGAUGAAGACUGGAUGUUUGAAGAUGCUGACUGGUAGCGCGUCCCUUUUUUUUGUUCUUUACCGGUGCGGCGUUGUUAUUUUAAACGUUGUGUCGGUCACACAGUGGUAUAUCUAUGCGAAAUCCUGGUAAAAGUUGAAAAAAGAACAUGAAUUAAAAUCAUUAUCUAUUUUAAAGUUUAAUACCUUAAACAAUAAGUUAGCCAUGAAAUCAGAGCUUUGCUUACUCUACCUCUACCAUGGUAGAGUAUUAGACUUUGUGAUGUGUUAUUUGACACUAAUUUUUAACGAAAAAAUUAGAGAGCUUCUGUAUAAUCCGUUGUGUUGUGUGUUAAAAGUAUUUGCGCAUCUGAAUACGGAUCAUAAUAGAGUACGAACUUUUAUUUGAUAUGACAGAAAUCUGUCAUUAUCAUUAUUUUCAUGUACACCGUGAAUUGAACGGAUCUUUAACUUCAUUUCUUUAUACUAGCAUUGUUCAGAGAGACCAUAGUCCCAAUUGGAGUAAAUGUUUGUGAACCUUGAAGUUGCCAGAUAAAAUGUAGUGUCAGUUUCUGCGAACUAUUAAGAAAUACAAUCUUAUAUACUGCCAUAUUAUGGAAGGUGCUGGGAAACUUUCUCAAAUUUGUUCUUUGAGUGCCCCUAAAAUUCCCUUUAAAUGCCUUUCUAGAGACAAAGUGAUCGCUGAUUUGGUAUGCCGGACUGGUUUUGAAAUUGCCAUUAAAUUGACCUUGAAAUGACUUUCAUAUGCCCCCAUAGUGACUAAUUGACUUCGAAUUUGAACUGUGUGAACCGAAAAACCUAAAUGAUUUACGGUUAGAAUCAGCUGCUCGACUUCUUUUGACAUUGUCCUUGAUAUGACCUUGAAAUGGCCUUUGAAUGACCUCAUAGAGACAAACUAACCACCGACACAAAAAACCCUAUGUUACUGAGAUUUGUAUAAAUGCCGCAGAAAUUUUGUUGCCAGCUUUUCGAUGUUCUAGACCACUGUGCGUGAUAACUGUUGAAUGGCGAUUUUAUACUGUUUUCUUUAAGUGAAAAUCUAAUAUCUGGGUAUUAGUUCGGGAUCAUAUGGACCUCGACGUUUGAAUUAUCUGUUUUCAAGAUCUCGGAUUUUGAUCGUUGAAUGUAUGCCACAAAAGAACUUUGGACCAACAUCUAUAGUUUAAGCUUGUCAUUUUAUUUGAUAUAGCCUAUAUAAUUUUUAUCCAACAUAUGAUGGAUUUUUCGUGAUACGCUUGAUCCCAGCCUAUUUGGAAGAAUUGUUCUAGAAGGAAAUCAAAAGCAGAGAACACUAAAAAAUCAAAAUGAAGGUUCAAAAUCUUUUUGCGGUAUCACGCAGAUAGGGUGAAAGAAUUAUCGAAGUACUAGAGUACCGUUUAAAUUGUACCUGACUUGUGAAUAUUGUACAAGGAACGUGACAUUUUAUUUUCAGAUAUAUCUUCUCAUUAUUCAUCAGCACCACUGGAUACUUGGAAAAGUAACAUUAUUUUUCGAUUGUGUAUUUAAUGUGAUCAGUUCUGAUUAUCUUUAUGAGAUUUUUAAUUAUUUAUUGUAGUG